AUGGAUCAAUGGUUCUUAGUAAUGCUUUCAAAUCUCCUCCAUCUCCAUAACUCCCUCGACCCAACCACCGACACACUCUCCUCCACCGCCACUUCCUCCGCCUCCUCCACCACGUCCCUCCUCCACUCUUCCUCCAUCGCACCACUCCUCCUCUUCACCAUGGCCUCCGUCCUUUCCCACGUCGCUUCCACACAUACCCCAUCCUCACCUUCCUCCAACAACAACAGCCGUCGUAACAAACGCCGCCGCAACAAAAACGCUUCCGACUACUCCGUUGCAGCUUUCCGUGCCCUCUCAACGGAACACAUAUGGUCUCUCGAACCUCCCCUCCGUGACGCUCAGUGGCGUUCUCUCUAUGGUCUAUCUUACCCUGUCUUCACCACCGUCGUUGAGAAACUCAAACCCCACAUCGCCGUCUCUAACCUCUCUCUCCCUUCAGAUUAUGCCGUCGCUAUGGUUCUCUCUCGUCUUGCUCAUGGCCUCUCUGCUAAAACCCUCGCUGCUCGUUACUCCCUUGAACCUUACCUUGUUACAAAAAUCACCAACAUGGUCACGCGUCUCCUUGCCACCAAACUCUACCCGGAAUUCAUCAAGAUCCCUGUUGGUCGACGCCGUCUCGUGGAAACCACGCAAUCCUUUGAAGAACUCACCUCACUCCCCAACAUGUGUGGAGCCAUCGACUCUAGCCCUGUGAAGCUUCGUUCUGGUCCAAGUUCUAACCCCGCUACCUAUCUUUCGCGUUACGGGUAUCCUUCCGUUCUUCUUCAGGUUGUUUCUGACCACAAGAAGAUAUUCUGGGAUGUUUGUGUGAAAGCUCCUGGUGGAACAGAUGAUGCUACCCAUUUCAGGGAUAGUCUUCUUUACCAGCGUCUAACUUCUGGGGAUGUUGUUUGGGACAAAGUUGUCAAUGUUCGAGGUCACCAUGUUCGUCCUUAUGUUGUUGGGGAUUGGUGUUAUCCUCUGUUGCCGUAUUUGCUUACCCCUUAUUCUCCAAGUGGGAUGGGUACUCCUGCUCAGAACCUGUUUGAUGGAAUGCUUAUGAAGGGGAGGUCUGUGGUGGUGGAAGCUAUUGCUUUGCUUAAGGGAAGGUGGAAAAUUCUUCAGGAGUUGAAUGUGGGUCUUCAUCAUGUGCCUCAAACCAUUGUGGCUUGUUGUGUUUUGCAUAAUUUGUGCCAAAUUGCUAGGGAACCUGAACCAGAUCUGCUGUGGAAGGAUCCUGAGGAGAGUGGAGCUCAACCCAGGGUGCUGGAUAGUGAGAAGUCUUUGUAUUUCUUUGGGGAAAGCUUGAGGCAAGUUCUGACUGAGGAUUUGCACCAAAAGCUCUCUUCGAGAUAG
Molecule: messenger RNA, 1335 nt
Organism: Lathyrus sativus (Indian pea)
Lineage: Eukaryota; Viridiplantae; Streptophyta; Magnoliopsida; Fabales; Fabaceae
Source: the annotation of a GenBank genome assembly